Molecule: messenger RNA, 1491 nt
Organism: Brassica oleracea var. oleracea
Lineage: Eukaryota; Viridiplantae; Streptophyta; Magnoliopsida; Brassicales; Brassicaceae
Product: trichohyalin-like
Exons: 2
Coding region: 1-1491 (496 amino acids)
Biological process (GO): reciprocal meiotic recombination
Source: RefSeq, a predicted model, not a curated record
AUGUUGCCAUGCUUGUGUCCCCUCCCACUGGCUCGAGCCUUGGCUCUGGUGAAAAAACCCCUCCGAUCGAGGACCCAUAGGAGUCGGGAUCAUCAUUUGGCUCCUACGGUCACCGUCGAAAGUGGAGAUCGAAUGCGCGUUGAGAUCUCAAUCAAAACCAAGGAGGUCUCCGUGGCGAGUUUUGAGUUUGAGAACAAGUCACAGCUCUUAAGCCAAGCCAAGGAGAUUGUGGAGAGACAAGAAGAUGAGAUAGAAGCGCUUCAGAGAGCUCUCAAGGAGAAGGAAGAAGAGCUAGAUAUUGCUACGGCGGAGAAGAGACUUGAGCAGGAGAAGCUCAGAGAAACAGAAGCUAACUUGAAGAAACAGACGGAAGAGUGGUUGGUGGCUCAGGAGGAAGUGAGUAAGAUUCAGGAGGAGACAGUGAAGCGGCUUGGAGAAGCUAACGAAACCAUGGAGGACUUUAAGAGAGUGAGGAAGCUUCUAACCGAUGUGAGAUUCGAGCUUGUUUCUUCUCGGGAAGCUUUGUUAUCUUCAAGAGAGCAAAUGGGAGAAAAGGAAGUGCUGUUAGAGAAACAGUUAGAGGAACUCGAGGAGCAGAGGAGAAGCGUGUUGUCAUAUAUGCAAAGCUUGAGAGAUGCUCGCGGUGAAGUGGAGAGCGAGAGAGUUAAGCUCAGAGUCGCCGAGGCUAAGAACUUUGCACUCGAGCGAGAGACAUCACUCCAAAAGGAACUGCUCGAGGACUUAAGAGAGGAGUUGAAGAAAGAGAAGUCUCUGUUGGAGGAAGCUAUGCGUCAUGUCUCCACCAUUCAAGACGAGCUUGACAAGAAAACAAACGAGUUUCAAGUCUCACAGACUCAACUUCAGGAGAAAGAGUCAAGUUUGGUGGAGGCUAAACUUGAGAUUCAGCAUUUAAAGUCUGAACAGGCUUCUCUAGAACUGUUGCUGCAAGAGAAAGAUGAAGAGCUCACGGAAGCGAGGAAUCAAUUGGAAGAAGUGAACCGUGAGGUUAAAGAGCUGAAGAUGCUUAUGGCCAGUAGAGAAGAUGAGUUAGGCAGCUCCAAGAUGCAAGCCAGUGAAGCUGAGAUGGUGGUGGAAAGAAUCGCAGAGCUGGCGAGCAGAUUGGUUCAAGAUCAGAUGCAGCAACAACCACUAGAGAAACAACCUUACGGUGAUUACGGGAUGGAGAACAAACGGUUAGUGAUGGAGCUAAACUUCACAAUAGAGAAUCUACGGUUGAAAGAAAUGGAAGUUUUAGCUGCGCAGAGGGCUCUGACGUUGAAAGACGAAGAGAUCAAUGUACUCAUGGGAAGACUAGAAGCUAAGGAGAGGGAAGUCAAGAAACUGAAAGAAGAAACGGUUAAUGACGGUGAAGAUUUGAAAAUGCUAUAUGCAUUGGCGCAAGAGAGGAUCGAGGGGAGAACAAUGGGUGAUCUAGCUAUAAAGAAGCUUCAGCUAGAGGCGGCUCAACUUGAAGUGGAAGCUAGAUUAUGA